GUUUUCUCGCGUUUUCCGCCGAAUUUCCCUGCGAAAGUCCGUUUUUUGUGACCAGGAAGCGACGCCGCGUCGAUUGGCAUCGCCAGUUCAAAACUCUCAAAAUCCGCGCCAGAAAAAGUCGUGCAAAUUCCCCAAAAAAAUCCGGCGAGUUGCGCCACCAAAUUUUUACUGAACGUCCUUUGGGGCCCCCUGAGCCACCCGCCAACUUUUCGCGCCCCAAAAAUGAGUUUUUCCAUGGAAAUUUAAUUUUUUUUAAUUUUUCCGCACAACUACAAACAAACGUCACGCACACAAAGUAUUUUUCCUAUUUUUCUCAUGAUUUUUUUAACCCCGGUCUCCCCUAUUCUACACAACGAAAGAUUUUGUUUGUGUGUGUGUGUGAAGUUUUCGAGUGUUUUUGACAACAGGAGAAUAAUUUUAAAUCACACAGAAGUCAAUAAAAUGAGUAGUAUGCAGCUGCUGAGAUACCUUCACAUUGGCACUACUGGGAUGUGCUACGUGGCAACUGAGAAGAAGCCCAGUGUGCGGGAGCUGUGUCGCGUACCGGAUGAAUUGGAGUGCCUGAAGACCCUGGCGGAAGGGGAGAAUCACCGCCUGGUCACGCUGACCAUCAAGAAGGCAAUGGAUAGCGCAUAUUUGCGCCGCAGCAACGAGACAAUCAUCUGCAUUGCGUACUGUCUGCAUUUGGUGAAGAAUAAAGAAUUGCGCGAUGCCAUCCAUCAAAUGCUUCCGGAUCUCCUUGUGACGCAGGACGAUCUGCUACUCUUUGCAUUCUACAAUAAAUUCUAUUCGAUCAAUCGCACAGGCUAUGGACGUGGUUUGCGCAAUGCCAUCACCAAGUGGUACAAUCUCAGAACAACUGAAGAUCUGUGCGACAUGAUGGCUCGUCGGAGUGUCAUUAACAAGUGGUCGCACAAGGAUAUCAUUAGGAUGGCUCAUCCAAAAAUUGAGGAUCCACAGAAGGUGCUCAUUGUCAAGUCCACCUUCCAAGGUGGUCCAAAUACCAUUGAGAAUGCAAAAUGCGAGCAAAAUGUUGCCGAUAUGGUAUCCUAUCAGCGCCUAUUGAUGAUAAUUGAAUUUAAAAAUCUCAAAGAUGGACCCAAGGCCGCGGAAAUGAUUCGCAAAUACAAUAUCCCCUACGCCUACCUUCCCACACAUCUCUGGCCACAUGAGGAUGUGUGGGAUGCGUUGUUGCCAUCAAUGACAUAUCCGGAACUUCUUGAGGCCAUCCCAAGAUUGUCCGUUAUGAAAAUGCUCAAACCCACCGAGGCGCUCUCCAAGAAGUACUGCACAGCUCUCAGUAAUAUGGAAACACUUCGAAAGAGCCAAAUGCAUCCCAUUUCCAUUUAUGCUUUCCUCCAGCUCUAUCGCUCCAAACGUCGCUAUGCUGGAACUGUUAAGGAGGAAUACUACCACAAAAAGAUCGGCAUGCAAGAAAUCGAAGUUAAUGAGUAUGUUGCAAAGAAACUUAUGAAUGGCGUCAAUAACUCCUUCAAGUAUUUGGAACCGAUUGAUCAAAGUAUCUGCGUUGUCAUCAAUUUACGAAAGAAAUUGAUACGCCGUCCUGUUUUUGGGUUAAAACAGCUCACGUGUCUGGAUGUUUCUCUCCUCAUGGCUCUGUCUUUGUUCCAUUCAGGCCGCAUUGUCACCAUUAUGACUUUCUCAAAUAUACGCGGUUACCUUAAGCGUAUACCGAUAACCACGGAGAUGUCCUACGAUGAAGCAUACAAAGUUUGCACCGAAAUGACUAUGGAUAAAACAUGGCAAGAUCUCGGAACUCCAUUGGAUAUGGCAGUAAAUGAAGGUAAGCACUACAAUACUUUUAUCAUCUUCGUGGACUCUCUUCUGCGUGCUGGACGUACAGGGAAGCCACCAAUACCCUCAUUUACGCGCUACAAGACAAAGUAUCAGCAAAAGUCACCAAAUUCAUCCCCGAGAUUCAUUGUUGUGAAUAUGCGUCGUCGCAAGGGCGACAUGAAAUUCACGGAUGAUCCCGAUUCAAUGGGGAUGCUGGAAAUUGCUGGAUUCGAUCGGAAUUCCCCGAAAGUAAUUGAAGCAUUUAUGAAGCAGCAAUUUGUGUAGUGAGCACAAAUUAAUUUACAAAAAUUUCACAUAAAUAUGCGACUUAUUGCUUAUUCUUCUUAUAUUAUUUUCUUUUUCUUUUUUUUCACAUUAUCAGUGAUGCAAAAUAACACUGAUAAAAGAGGAAAAAAAACUCAAAAAUCCUCCAAUUAAUUGUCAAUCAAAAAAUUAUUACAUACAUUAGUUAUCCUUUCAUCCAUAUAUAUAUUUAGCAUUUUAUGAAUUUUCAUUCUAAAGCCAUACCUAUAUACAUACUUAUAUAUACAAAAAUUAGGUGUGCAAAUUAUUUAAUUUUUUGUUAUAAAGAAGUGUUUUUUUUUAAUUGGAAAUCAGUGAAAUUAUUAAAAAUAGUCUCUAAAGUGUUAUUAAAACUUUGGUUUAAAAUAAAAUAAAUUAUAGUAUUAAUGGAUAAAAAAAAGAACCCAGAAUCCUCAAAAUCAGAACAAAUUCAAAAAUAAAACAAAUCUCUAAAAAAUGCUGGAAGGUGCUAAUAAAAAGUUAGUUCGGGAUAUUCUUAAUAACCAAGUGAGACAAGAAAAAAAAAUGUAUAAAAUUUCCGAAUAAACUCAUAUUUUAGAUGCUCUUAUCAUAAAGAAUUAGUUUGUGCACCUAUUAAAUUCUUGCAGAGUGCUUUUUAGAAUUUUCACCUGCAGAGUGUUGCAAAAUCUCAAAGCCGGAAAAAAAGAAGAAAGAAUUCAUUCUUAUGAUAAUUUUAGCAUCUUAAUUAUUCAUAAAUAAAAUUAAUAUUAUAUUUUUCUUUUCUUUGGAUAUCUAGUAGUAUUAAAAUUAAUAUGCUUUUAUUAACUUGAAGUAUAUAAUAUAAAAAAAAUAUAUAUGAAAAAUACUGUGUUCUUCAGUACACCAAAUUAAAACGAGAGAGAGAGAGAGACGAAAAAUGCGUUAUAUUUUUAGUAAUCCGAAAAGUGAAAUGAAUUAAAAGAAAAAUACAUAGUCAGGUAGAAUUCAGUCUGCAAGACGAAAGAAAAAAUUAUUAAAAGUAUUUAACAGGGUGUCACCUAAUCGUAAAGGUGCUUUUGAAGAAGAAAACUAAAAAAAAAAGUGAAACUCUUUUCAUGAUAGAACUGAUAAAAAAAAUAGUGAUUAUAUGGUAUAAUAAAAAGUGAAUUAAUUCA
Lutzomyia longipalpis is the source of this 3215-nucleotide messenger RNA. Its product is annotated as RNA-binding protein RO60-like. NCBI's taxonomy places the organism in Eukaryota, Metazoa, Arthropoda, Insecta, Diptera, Psychodidae. Gene Ontology annotation, molecular function: RNA binding. The record is from RefSeq and is a predicted model, not a curated record. Gene Ontology annotation, cellular component: ribonucleoprotein complex. Bases 316 to 2082 code for a protein of 588 amino acids. The transcript has 6 exons.